Molecule: messenger RNA, 849 nt
Organism: Linum tenue
Lineage: Eukaryota; Viridiplantae; Streptophyta; Magnoliopsida; Malpighiales; Linaceae
Source: the annotation of a GenBank genome assembly
AUGGAUUCUGCUCUGCUGUGCAAUUUGAGGGGAGGGAGCCGGGAUGUUACUCUGCAUCUGCGUCUGCUUCAUAUGUGGCUCGCAAAUACGCCUUCGGGUUCAAGGAUUUUCAACCACUGUUGGCUGUGGGCUUAUCAGAUGGUGAGUGUUUGUGAACCGUUUGCAUUCUAUGGCAUAUUAAAUCAUUUGGGGGUGGGGUCCUUGGAUUGAAUGCUGAUCCAGUCGAUUGCUGAUCCUGAGAUGGCGGCAGAUACGAAGCGCGCUCUUCGCGUUGGUGCCAUCUAUGUUGUCAGCCGUUGUAGGGCAGAUGUCAUUGGUCACUUGCAUGCCAUCGGCGGCGUUGGGCAUCAGAUCACCGAGUUUGGACCUACUCCCAAGCAGAUGUUGGUGCUUGAGAAUCAUAUGGGUGAGACAGUUACCAUCACUCUUUGGAAUGAACUUGCUACUAUUCUUGAGCGUGUUGCUUUAAUCCAAGCUGACUUGAUUGAGCCUGUUGUUUCGGGAGUCUCAUGCUUUGGGGGGGCGAGGGAUCCUGUGGCGGAGUUGCCAGUGCAGUUUGCCACGGCUGAGGCAAAUGCUGCUGAUGCUGCAAAUAGUGCCCGAACCAUAGCUGACCUGUUGGACCUUCAUACUCUCGGAGGAUCUGUGGAUGCCAAGUACCAUUGUAGUGGAUUUGUUAAGUCUGUUGAGUCUCGAAAUCCCUGUUAUAAGAUGCAGCUGACUUUGAGGGACUCAACCGGGGAGGCUCCAUUUAUAGUUUUCGGUUCCUGUGGCAAGAGAACAUAAUCUGUUCUCACAAACAUCUGAAUGACAUAUUUUGAAUCAUUACCAAGUACCUCAUUAUUUGGC